UAUACCUAUAGUUAAUUCAAUCGUUUGCUAAUGCCUACAGGAAUACAUAUUAUAAAAUUAGGCGUAGUGCCUAAAUACUGUUAAAAAGAGUUCUUGUUACAAAUAUUAUAAUUUAAGAUACAUUUAUUUUAAUUCAUAACUAAAUAGCCAAUUUCUUAAAUUUACUAAAGGCUAAUUUUUGUAACUAAAUGUAUUGAACUUACACAAAAUGCAAUGCCAGCCGUUGUUCACUCGACGAUUUGUUCUACGAUUACAAAUUUUAAAUCUAAGAAACCUACAUAAUAUUAUACAAAGAAUUGGACACAUGGGUCAAGAAUAAAAUCCAUGGGUUAUAAGAAAGAUGGUCUUAUAAAAGAUCUAUGGCCAAAUAUUCGAUUAAUACAACUAUCGGGCCUAUUCAUAUCCGAAUACUAUGACGAUUAUUCUGGACUUGCCGUGUUGCUCCGAAAGAUUUACAGCUGGAUCACUACAAUAAUAAUAUACUCACAGUUCAUAUUUAUUGUAAUGUUUAUGGUCACUAAAUCCAACGAUUCAGAUCAGCUGGCUGCUGGCGUGGUAACUACAUUGUUUUUCACCCAUUCGAUGAUCAAAUUCAUGUAUUUCAGCACGGGUACCAAGUCGUUCUACAGAACUCUAAGUUGUUGGAACAAUACUUCUCCACAUCCUUUAUUUACAGAAUCUCAUUCGAGAUUCCAUGCAAAGUCAUUAUCUCGGAUGCGACAACUUUUGAUUAUAGUGUCGAUUGUUACAAUUUUUACAACGAUCAGCUGGACAACUAUUACUUUCUUUGGUGAAAGCGUAUGGAAGGUUCCUAAUCCUGAAACAUUUAACCAAACAAUGUAUGUUCCAGUACCCCGUUUGAUGUUACACUCUUGGUACCCAUGGGAUGCAAGUCAUGGAUUAGGUUAUAUUGUGGCUUUUGUCUUGCAGUUUUAUUGGAUAUUCAUAACGCUCAGUCACUCAAACUUAAUGGAGCUUUUAUUCUCAUCAUUUCUGGUGCAUGCAUGUGAACAACUUCAACACUUGAAGGAGAUUUUGAAUCCAUUGAUCGAAUUAAGUGCUACCCUUGAUUCAUCAGUUCAUAAUCCAGCCGAAAUAUUUCGUGCCACUUCUGCUAAAAAUCAAGCAAUAAAUGGCAUCGAUCGCGAUUAUAAUGGGUCUUAUGUGAAUGAGAUUACUGAGUAUGGAACAAAAGGGGAAAAUGAAUCAAACAGAAAAGGACCAAAUAACUUAACUAGCAAUCAAGAAGUACUUGUUCGAUCAGCAAUUAAAUACUGGGUAGAGCGACACAAACAUGUUGUCAAAUACGUGAGUUUAAUUACCGAUUGCUAUGGUUCGGCACUUCUUUUUCACAUGUUAGUGAGCACCGUCAUUCUCACCAUUCUCGCAUACCAAGCAACCAAGAUCAACGGAGUAAAUGUGUUCGCGUUUUCUACCAUCGGAUACUUGAUGUAUUCUUUCGCACAAAUAUUUAUGUUUUGUAUACAUGGCAACGAACUCAUCGAAGAAAGUUCAUCUGUUAUGGAAGCGGCUUAUGGUUGCCACUGGUACGAUGGAUCCGAAGAAGCUAAAACAUUCGUGCAAAUAGUGUGCCAACAGUGCCAAAAGCCUUUGAUUGUGUCUGGAGCAAAAUUUUUCAAUGUUUCAUUGGAUUUAUUUGCAUCAGUUCUUGGAGCUGUGGUAACAUACUUCAUGGUUUUGGUGCAGCUUAAAUAAAACUGUUUAAUAAUAAAUACUGCUAUACAGGAUGAUUCACCAAGCAUGUGGCAUUUCUUACCUUAUUUUUAUUUUUUAAUAGUAAAUUUAUUCAAAUUAUGAUUUUUAGAAUUGUUAACUGUAUAGUAGUAUCUUAUUUUCAAAUACUUAGAUUUUACACCAUAUGAAGAAAACCUGUAGUGAUGAAUAAUUUGAAAUGAGAACCACAUUUUAUACUGUCAACUGUUAAUACAGUUAUGUUUUUGAAAAUUUUGGAGGAUCUAAUUGGAGAAUAGUUUUUGUGUUAUUAAGCUUAAUAUACCUACUUAUGAUAAUGUACUUGAUAAUGGUUUUACAAUUUUACAUACAACAUAUGUAAUGCUUAUCUUAGUAUUUAUUAUAUUCGAAAAGUAUAACAUUUUAAUAGAUUACUAUUAAUUACUAUCUUUCAAAUCAUCAUAGCUUCAUAUGUAAUCUUAAACCUAAUAUUAUGGAUUAUUAUCCUCAUAUUAUCCCUAAAGUUCAGUAAUUCAUAAACUACUGGUUACAAUUUCAAAAUAUACAUCAACAUUUUCAAAAAAAAUUAUACCCUUAAAAAUGUACAGUAAAAAAUCACGUUUCUUUUUCGUCUCACGCCACAGGACAUUCCUUACAUCGCAUAAAAAUCUAAGUAUUUGAAAAUAUUGUCUUAUUUUAUUUAAAAUUUAUUAUUAGUUUAUUUAAAAAUUCCAAUAACCACAAUAGUUGUAUAAAAUAAAAAUAAAUUAUUAAAAGAAAACACGAGGGGUUGCACAGGCAUGAGAUUCACUCUGUAUAGCCGUUAGUUAGACGUAUAUUUAUUUUAUUUAAAAGUAAAAGCUCGUCUUUAUAAAGUUACCAUAGAAAUAAAUUUACUAUUAUAUUUUAU
Messenger RNA from Myzus persicae (green peach aphid), 2602 nucleotides. RefSeq names its product odorant receptor coreceptor (gene Orco). The transcript is spliced from 9 exons. Lineage: Eukaryota; Metazoa; Arthropoda; Insecta; Hemiptera; Aphididae. The record is from RefSeq and is a predicted model, not a curated record. Gene Ontology annotation, biological process: detection of chemical stimulus involved in sensory perception of smell; sensory perception of smell. Bases 325 to 1716 code for a protein of 463 amino acids. Gene Ontology annotation, molecular function: odorant binding; olfactory receptor activity. Gene Ontology annotation, cellular component: plasma membrane.